Messenger RNA from Lytechinus pictus (painted urchin), 5449 nucleotides. RefSeq lists its product as uncharacterized. Gene Ontology annotation, cellular component: early endosome membrane. The record is from RefSeq and is a predicted model, not a curated record. The transcript is spliced from 14 exons. Bases 80 to 4840 code for a protein of 1586 amino acids. Gene Ontology annotation, biological process: endosomal transport. Lineage: Eukaryota; Metazoa; Echinodermata; Echinoidea; Temnopleuroida; Toxopneustidae. Gene Ontology annotation, molecular function: metal ion binding.
AUUUGUGGAACCCAGCGUCCAGCAAGCCAACUGGAAGGCUAUUCCAUCUCACCUUCAAGGGUCAGGCUCUCAACCUUACAUGAUGUCAAACACUGGCAAACCUGACUUCAAUCUUACUCACACAACACCACACUCCAAUGGUCUCUCUUUAGAGGAUGUCCAGCAAGGGGGGCUGACCAAUGGGUCUGUGGAUGGAGAUCAACGGUCGCAGUCAGAUGCAGCAUCCAGUAACUCUGGAAGUGAUCUGCUGAUAGAUUUGUCAGAGGCAGACUUUGCACCAUCUGCCAAGCCAUCUUCUCUUCUCUCUGCUCUGAAAGAGAGCUUGGCUGCUGAGAAGGAAGCAGAGCCAUCUGAAGCAACUGCCUCCGACGAGAACAUUGGAAUCACUGGUGAGGUCAUGUAUUCAGACAGUAAUUCCCAGCUAGAUCGGCAAGACUUUACAACAUAUUCAACAAGAUCAAUGUCAAUAAGUGAUUUGAAUAAUAUUGACUCCUCACCACCUACAGAACAAUCUGAAAUGAAAGGACAUUCAAGUGAGGAACAUUCAUCAAAACUUGAUAGCAAUCAAGAACAAAUUCCUGUAUCCACUUUUUCACAAAUGGCACUAUCAAAGAGCAACUCAGAAACUUCAGGAAGUGUGCGGGACACAGUAGGUGAGUCUACUCCAAAUACCUUUGGUCAAAUAUCCGAACAAAAUCAUGAGCAUUCUUCCACCAAGAGUGGAACAGAACAAAACUCAAUGGAUGACAUCCUCUUUACUAGAACUGAAGAUGAAUCAGUGUCUGUUGAAAGAUCGAUUGAUAAACCAGUUGAAAAACCUGUUGAGAGCAGUGGUAUUCAGAAACCUGUGGAGCAAGAGACGGCAGAAAUGGGAUCGAUAGAACUGAACAAAGACGAUACUUUGGAGAAAGGUUCACCAACCAGUUAUACCUCGAGCUCCAGUACUCCACCAGUGGAUUCAGAAACCAUGCAGGAAUACAUGAGACAAGGUGCAAGACCAAAGCAAUUAGGUUACAAGACUCCAGAACAGAGCCCUCUGAAAAACACAAGCGACAAGGAUCAGGGGAAAGAGGAGCCGCCAUCAAAUGUGAUAAGAGUGACCGAGUCACCGCCCGUCAUUGGAUUCAGUACUCUGUCCAAUGUGACAGUGUCUCAGUCAGAACUUGAUGAAUUGGAUGAUCAUGAUUCAAAACCAUUGGCAUAUGAUGUGUCUGGGAGUGAGGUUUUAAGAAGGGAUGGGAAAAUGCCCACUUUUGGACCAACGAAUCAGGAUGUUUCUGUGAUGGCAGGGGAUAGUCAAUCACCUUACAUGUUGACAGGGCAAGAUGAAAUGAUGAACAAGGACAGGAACACCAUGGACAGCAGUGUGGCACCUUCAGCACCGGGAUUGGUACCACUACGGUCAGAUAUUGCAUCUCCGACAACUGCGAGGGUUCCUCGCAACACUAUGAAACCAUUGAAUAAUGACAUUUCAGCACCACCCAAUGUGAGUAUUACACCCCAUAGUAAUCACUUGAGCAUUCCCGAUGAUCAGGACAAUAUCGAAGAUAGAAUUAGUCCUUUAUCAAAGAUUCUUGAUCAACAGUAUAGGUUGGAAAUGAACAAUUCCAAAGGAAAUGACAAUGAGUUAGCCAAAGUGGACCCAUUUUAUGGAAGCAAUCCUCAGUUUGAAUCUUCAACGGAAGAAGAGGUUGUACCUGCUGCUUUGUCCAACAUUUUAAACCCAUCUAUGCAUACCAAGUUGCAGUCAGGAGAUUGUCCUGGUGUGGUUUCUCCUGGCAAAGCUGACCCUUCAUCAAGUGUCCAUCCAGCUGUGAGCACUCUAGGUUUUGGAAUCACCCAGCCAUCUGUCGAUGUCAACAUUUCUGUUAUGCCAAAGAUGAAUAAUGAAAGACACCAAGUUAACCCUGACACUGUAAGCCAUGCAGCCAGCCAUCAAAAUGGGGAGCAGGACCUGCCCCUUGUUGACAAAGAACAUCAAAGACAACCAAACACAUCUCAUCUGUCAAGCCCUAUGAACAAUCAUACAGAACUUAGUCACCAGGUCAGUGAAAACAGCAGACUGCAAGAUCUUGCCCCCGUGCAAAAUUUUUCAAUUCCAGCUGGGGCUCCUCCGGAAUUAUCCACAGCUCAACCAGUUCCACCUUCAAUGUCUCCAGAGCUGGCUGUUGAAGCUAACCUUGAGGAUUCAUUAAACAAUUUACCGCCGGACCCUCCAUCUUACCAACAGGUGGAACAAGCAACACACAAAGAGCGCAAUAUUUCCCGUCAUGGACUGACUCUUGACUUUGGCAUGGGUGGAUCGGAACAAAUGAAUGGAUAUCCCGAUGAACACACACAGGGCAUUAAUGAGAGUGACCCGUCUCAUAAUCCACAUUUCGUGGCACCGCCCAACGUCUCGUUAACACCGGGCAUGGGUCUUCCGGUUGAGCAAAGCCAAAACGGAGCCAUGCCUUCAGGUAAUGGGAACAUGCCCGGUGAUGUCGGUGUUGUUGAGAAUGGAGAGUUGGCUGUGUCUGAGGGAAUGGAUCCGAUGACAGCACAGAACAAUGCAGUGAAUGCUCAACACAUGGUACCAGCUCCAGGAGGUGGUGAACCUGUGCCGGGUGAUGUUGCACCUAUCUGGAUUCCUGACUCAGACGCACCUUCCUGCAUGGGGUGUAACCUGAAAUUCACCUUCAGGAAAAGGAGACAUCAUUGCAGAGCAUGUGGAAAGGUGUUUUGCUCCAAGUGUUGUAGUGUUCGUGUUCGACUGAGGUACAUGGAUAGCAAAGAAGCAAGGGUGUGUGUAGGCUGUCUCAAUGCUAUACUCACAGCUGAAGCUCUAGAGAGGGUCAGAAGGCAGGGUGGAACAACCUCUUUAGAGAACAGCCCUGCUGGUUCACCUGCACAUCAAGCUGUAGCACAGACCCUGGAACCUCCUGCCACAACCAAUCCAGAAAAUACCGUCCAGAGGAGCAAGUCCGUCCUGAGGAGACCUGUCUCAGAGGGUACAAGACUGAGAGAGACAAGGAGUGUCCACUUCUCAGACGGCACUACCCCAGGCAAGGACACCACUGGACAGACAAAUAGCCCGCCGUCCACCGGCGGGGGUGACGGUGACACGACCUCAACGCCUAUCCCUGGUGAUCCAUCGGUUCAGAACAUUCCCACUUCCAUCAGAGGUAUCCCGGAGCUCCAGGGAGGGAACAGAAGGCGGUUACAACGUCAGGGGUGGCACAAGAGCCUCAUCCCUGAGGAUGAAUCCAGACUACCUCCUGUCAUUCUUACCACAGAGGUGAAGGGAGAGUUUUCGGUGGAUGAUAAUCCGAACAUGGAGAAGAUUUUGAAUGACUUGAAGAGUGACAAUCCUGUUCCUGCUGUCUUCGUUUUAAGCAAAAAUCUGAUGGUUCUCAUCCAGAUAGUAGACUUGAAUUGUUGUGUGAAUAGGACAUGUUGGUGUUUUAGUACCAAGGGACUAGCUACGGUUGGUCAGGAUGAGGUAGUGAUCAUUUUAGAAUGUCUACCAGAUGAGAAGACCAUUCCUAGAGACAUCUUCUGUCAUCUGUACAGUCUCUAUGAAGAUGCUAAAAGAGGUAAUACCGUUACAGACAUGAGUCAUACAAUCUUUGCUGGAGGUGGAUUCCUUGGUAGCAGAGACCAUGGUGGAUUUCUCUACAUCAGACCAACCUUUCAGUGUCUUCAGAAACUCAUCUUCCCAGAACCACCCUAUCUGGUAGCCGUCCUACUCCAGAAGUGGGAGACACCCUGGGCUAAGGUUUUCCCCCUGAGGUUGCUUUUGAGACUCGGAGCUGAAUUUAGAUAUUAUCCAUGUCCUCUAAUGAGCGUUAGAUUCAGAAAGCCAGUCUUUGGAGAGAUUGGUCAUACCAUCAUGAACCUACUAGCUGAUUUUAAGAAUUAUCAAUACAAGUUGCCUGUGAUCAGGGGUGUUGUUAUUCAUAUGGAAGACAAACAGACAGUCAUCAAAUUCCCAAGAAAUCGAUAUGAUGAGCUCAUGAAGGUGUUGAAUAACUCCAAUGAGCAUGUGAUGGCACUGGCCGCUAUCUUCAGUCCAGAUGCAGACUCUCAUCUGGUUUGUAUGCAGAAUGACCAGGGUACCUAUCAGACACAGGCUAUCAAUAUACAGAAUAAACCAAGAAAAGUGACUGGAGCUAGUUUCGUUGUUUUCAAUGGCGCCCUCAAGAGCAGUUCUGGUCUGACGGCAAAGUCCAGCAUCGUUGAGGAUGGUCUGAUGGUCCAGAUCCGUCCCGAGACCAUGACGCUUCUCAAGGACUCCAUGCGUCAGAUGCAGGAGAUGUCUAUACCCUGCGGGAGCAGCGUAGCAGACACGCCAGAAGAGACUGUGCUUGUCCAGUGGGUUGAGGAUGAUAAGAACUUCAACAGUGGAGUGACCAGUCCCAUCGAUGGUCGAUCCUUGACCGGCGUGGAGAGCAUUCGAAUCCACAAUGGAACCGAGUACCAUGGUCACAACCGAGCCAUCCGUUGGACAGAGGUCUUCUUCAUCCAGAAUGGCCUCGGUGAAGGAGAGUCCCUGGGUCAUCCGAACGUUCCUGAGCCGGUGGACCUGAGUAGGCUAGCAGAAAGCUUGGCCUCUGCCUUCUGCCUGGCACUGAGUGGAAGCCUGAAUGAACUGAGGGAAGCUGGAUUAGUGAAACUAGGUCUCAGGGUUACAGUGGACAUUGAAAGGGUUGGAUAUGAAUCAGGGUCAAAAGGUCAACUGCUCCCACCUCAUUACAUGAACAGUCUAGACAACGAGCUCAUCCCAGUUGUGCAUGGUGCCAUUUCACAGCACGAGGGCGCCCCAGUAGUAUUGGAACUCAUUUUUCACAUAAUUGACUGAUACCAGUAAACUGGCAAUGAUGCUGCUCUUCUUGCAAUAGGGAUUCUACCAAGGGUUAGCUUAGCUAAUUGGAGUGUGAUUUUUUUAAAUGCUGAUGUAAAGAUGCCUGUGCUCUCAUUCAUUUCAUUGUCAGUGGCAAAACAAAUUUCAUGGUAGUAUUCCAACACCUUCACAAGUAUGUGAGUGCUUACACUUUGCUAACAUUGCACAAAUCAUAAGCAGUAUGUUUCUCUGCUGAUGAGGGCUAUAAUGCAACAGUGUAGGAGGAGUAUCUGCCGAAGCUGAGCUAUAGUAAAGCUUGUAUUCAACUGAGACUUCUACAAACAGGGCAUGCAGAUUGACACAUAGGCCCUUACAUGUCUGUGCAUUACUUUGUGUAACUAAAGAAAAGCUCGUAUUGAAGUAAUUGAGAAAAGAUGGAUGUUGAUUAAUGAUUAUAAAUCAUUUAAUUCUUAUCUUCCACAGUUCCUCCUUUUGCUUAUAACAUUGCUCGCAGUCAUCAAUUGCAGUUUAGAACAUUGUAAACAUGAUCUUUGCCUGAUGCCAGUGUGUACAUUUUCAUAUGAGAUUGAACUGUUUUACCACUGCUAGUAGAACUGGGCAUACAAG